Molecule: messenger RNA, 4974 nt
Organism: Linum trigynum
Lineage: Eukaryota; Viridiplantae; Streptophyta; Magnoliopsida; Malpighiales; Linaceae
Source: the annotation of a GenBank genome assembly
GUCCAGCCCAUCCACACGAUUUCUCCCUCCCCAAAUCUACGGCCCGCGUGUGGUUAUUGACCCUAUCUUGGACCGGAAACAAAACCUAAAAAGUAAAGAAACUCUCAGUUUCGCCAAAUUUCCAGUUCCUUUAACCAAAUCUUACAUCUGUCCGACGAGAACAGACUCUGAAAUUUCGAGCAGAGCUCACUUCAGUUUGCGACUAAUUCCGAUGUCAUCGCUAAUUGCAACGCCCUCCUACAUUUUUCCGACGAGAACACAAUCAGAGCUCACUCCUGUUUGUGUCUGAUUCAGUUUUCACGACUAAUUGCAAUUGAGCGUUCCUCAAUUUCAACCUGGCGAAAGAUGACGAACAUCAUCAGUUACUGCAUCUUCCGUCAUACUGCAUUUCGAUUUCAGCUUUGGGAAAAUGCCGGUAAGGCUCUAUUCUCCUCUUCUGCUCAUUUCACUAGCGUGGAUGAUGCCCUAGAUUCGUUUAACAGGAUGCUCAACACGAAUCCCCUGCCUUCCAUUGUGAAAUUCGGUCAAUUAUUGACUGCCCUUGUGAAACUGAAAGCCCCCGAGGCUGCACUUUCAGUGGCCGAACGAAUGGCUUUGGCUGGCAUCCCCUGCAACGAUUACAUACUUAACAUGUUGAUUCAUUGCUACUGCAAAUUGGGUCGGGUAGAUUUCGGGUUUUCGAUCUUAGGCAAAGCUUUUAAACUCGGGCUUCAACCAGAUGUGAUUGCUUUCAAUACUCUGAUUGACGGGCUCUCCAAAAGUGGGAGAAUUCCCGAGGCAGUGGAGUUGUUUAAUAAGAUGGUGGCUUUAGGAUAUAAGCGGGAUGUGGUCACUUACAACGCGAUCGUAAAUGUGCUGUGCAAGAUGGGCAAAACGGAUGCAGGUCUUAGUUUGCUUAAACAAAUGGAAGUUUUGGGCUGUAGCCCUAGUGUUGCUACCUAUAACACUGUCAUGGAUGCCCUAUGUAAGAAUGGUUUGAUGUCGAAAGCUUUAGAUGUUUUUUCAGAGCUAAAGAAUAAGGGAGUUUCACCUGAUGUUUUCAGCUACAAUUCCUUAAUUCACGGUCUAUGCAUCUCAAGCAAGAGGACUGAAGCUUUGAAGAUGUUGAUUGAAAUGAUAGAAAGUGACAUUAUGCCUGAUGUAUUCACCUUUAGCAUAUUGGUUGAUGAUUUCUGCAAAAAUGGGAUGAUUUUGCAAGCUAAAGCUGUGGUCAACAUGAUGAUCCAGAGAGGAGUGCACCCAAACAUUGCUACAUACAACUCAUUGCUAGAUGGAUAUUGUUUGCGAAGCGAAGUGGGCAACGCUAGAAGGUUAUUUGACUUCAUGCCCAGCCUGGGAUGCAAGCCUAAUGUUCGUACUUACAGCAUCAUGAUUAAUGGAUAUUGUAAAGAUAAAAGGAUCUCUGAAGCCAACAAGUUAUUUUUUGAUAUGCUUGAGAAGGGUUUGAAUCCAAACAAUAUUACAUUUAAUACUCUUAUUGAAGGAUUCUGCCUCGUACAAAGGCAUCAAGAAGCACAUGAACUUCUCACGAAAAUGGUUGAUCAGGGUCAAGUUCCAGAUGUUGUGACAUAUAGCAUUUUGCUUAAUGACAUGUGCAAACGAGGUAAGCAAGAUGAGGCAUUGACUAUGUUCCAAGCAAUAAAAAAUAGCAAGUUAAAGCCUGAUGUUCGGAUGUACAAUAUCUUGAUCGAUAGCCUGUUCAAAACCGUGAAGCGUGGGGAGGAAGCAUGGGCUUUGUUUACUAGCCUCCGCGAAGAUAAGUUCUUACAGCCUAAUGUGUAUACAUAUAACGUGGUCAUUGGUGGGCUUUGUGGACAAGGUUUGGUCGAUAAAGCUUAUGAUUUGUUUAGAACAAUGGAGGCAAGUGGUUGUGCACCGAAUUCCCGUUCUUAUAAUGCGAUCAUCACUGGAUUUCUUCAGCACAAAGAUCCACUUGAUGCAGCGGAACUCAUUCAAGAGAUGGUUUCUAAGGGUUUCUCCGCUGAUGCUACCACAAUGUCCUUGAUCGCAGGUUUAGAUAAUCCAUUUCCUGUAGAACUUCUUGGUUCCUCUGAUUUGGGUGGUGAGGAGAAAGAGCCUAAGGGUUUAUUAACAAAUACAAUUCACGGGGAAUUAUGUGGUACCCAGAAACCUCUUGAAAGUCAUUAUAAUGAGGGUGGUCAAGUUAGCGAUGAUUGCAGGGGCAUGGAGUGACAUUCUUUGAGAUUUCUGCAUGUACAGUUGAGUUUUCUCCAUGGUUGUAAUUAGAGUUCUGACCAUGAUCGUCGUCACGCUCACUGACUAUUUGCUGUAUUUUCCCUCUGGUCUCUGCUGUGUUUCAUGUACCGACCUCAAGGCUCUGCAUACUUGACCGCUUUAAUGGUGUAGUUGUGAUGUUGCUGUUCAUGUUAUCAAUUAUGGUCCUGCGGUAAAACCAGAAAGGUAUGGUUAUGCUUAGCUUUUCAUGCCUUUGGAAAACUCAACCUUAGCCGUUUAUGGAGUUGAAAGUUUUUUUUCCUAAUAUUUUUCUGGGAUGUUAUCUGUAUUUAGAAACAAUGAUUUAGUUUGGCGUGCAUAUUUGUCAUGAAUACACUCCAACUUUUCAACUUAUUGAUUCGGUGAUGCUAUGAAAAUAAUUGGUCACUUAUUGCUGAGUAAUAUAUAACCCGUGGUAUCUCCUCAUCUGUGAAGAACAGUGCAUCAGUUCUUUUUUUUUUUUGCUGUUCCAUUUCCUUUUCAUUUCACUGUAAGAGAUAAGGGCUUUACUUUGUUGGAGAGCAGGCAACGCAUAAAUUAUUAGAGCUCCUACUGGAGUCUGCUUAUUUGACGCAAUAAACUUGGCAGUGGCUUUUGUAUUGAGAACGACAAGCUCUUCACUCAGCGGUUUAAUCGUCUCUGAUCACAUUCAUCAAAAGAGGAAUCACUUUUCUUUUCUGUUCCAGGAACAAGGAAAAGGGAAGUCACCAGCAAAAAGAGAAGAGGAAAAGAGAAACGGAAGACAGAAAUGAAGACAGAAGACAUGGCCCAGCUUAUUAGAGCCGGCAUGGUUUCACAGACAAUGCACAACAUGUUCACCUGUCCAGGUCCGUCUCUCUCUGCCUCCGCUCUCUUAGCUCUCGAGGGUUUCCAAAACGGAAUGGAUUUGUCAGAAUUUCAAAUGCUUUUGUUGAUCUGGGCUCGUUGGUUUCGAUACAAAAGUUGAUGCCUUAUUUUCAAUUGAGUUGAUUGGUGGUACCGAUUUAAUUCGUUACCGAUGGGGACGGUUAGUUGGCUAAAUUCUUCGUAAGCCUGCUUCUGUUCUGUGGUAAAAAGUUGAUCACUUAUCAUUUCAAUUGGCAGGGAGUUUUGCUGAGGCGCAGCAUGGGUGGUGACUUUCCCUGAGAUAAUCACCACAACUCUGAGGAAACUCUGCCAUAUUUCCACUGUUCUCUUCAGUAUUCUAGGUUCGGUUUCUUUCCCCCCUUUCCCUUAUCUACUCGUUAUGUAUUGUGUUGUUUCUUUCAGGUCUUCCCUUUAUUCACUGAAGUUCAUUCGUACAUGGACAUUUUAGUUUGGUUCAGUUUGCUUAUGAUGAAGUGCAUUAUAUUGGAGUUUACCAUCAUUCAGCAAACCAUCUGGCUGACUAAGCAUGUUCUUAUGUUUCUGAAGUCAAUGGCACACUUCAGAAGUGGCAUUUCCUUCUGUUUCGUUGACGGAGUGCUGGAUAAUCUUGUGUCUAAUGCAGUUAGCAGUGGUUUCAUCUUUUGGGUGUUUUUCAGUAAGAAUAGCUGGGUUCUGGAGUUCUAUGUUAACUGAGUUGACAUAAGACUUACCAGUGCUGCUAACUUGUCUGCAUGUAAUUUCAGGGAUGUGUAAUAAGUUGUUGACUGAGUUGUGGAUUUUGCAUGUUUCUCUAAUUUUCGUAUGCUUCCCCUCCUACGCCAGUUGAUCAUUGACAGCAAAGUGAACAUUAAGAUGACAACAGUAGUCGUAGAGAUUGUAAUUCUGCUUCCUAUUUUGAUAUCUUUGGGCUGAAACUCUUUCCAGCAUUUUUCAUUUCCAUUUGCUUAACGCUUGCCCAAGCUGAUUGGAGUUAUUAUUUUAAGUGUACAUUUAUGGUCAUUAGUUGAGUCUGUGCAUGGUGAUGUGAAGUUCUAAAAGUCGCUAAAUGAGGACUAUACUAAAACUUCUAUCAACAAAGACCUACAGAUUCCAAGUCUUUUCUCCCAGUAUGUCCUGUUUUAGAAUAUGCUUACAAUUUUUUUGUUGUAUUUUACCAGUGGCAAGGAAACCGAGUUCCCAAUUGAACUUGAACAGACUCUGGAGCUUAUGCUGGCUGCUAAUUACCUGCACACUUUAAUGAGAUUGGUUAUCUUACUUCUUGUUGGCAAAACUAUAAUGGUAAGCUUUCAGCUUAUGUCACUUCCAAGAUUCAACUCUGUUGUUUAGUUCUUGAUAACUGCAUACAAUAUACUCGUGCUUUCCUACUGCAUUGGUAUUACAAACUGAUCUUGUGAUGCUGACAACACCUUGCAGGACCCUGGAUAGGGCUAUGCUUGCCAAGAAAAGAUAGGGCUGCGCUUGGUAUGUGGAAUUGCCAGUCAGGUGCAUUAUGUUUUACUAAGCUGACUUGUAAAAGCAUUGAUUUGACCAAAGAACAAGUUGGUACUGAAGCUAGCAAAAUGCAUAUGGCUACUUAAUAUGUCCAUUUUUUGUUGUAAACUAUUAAAUUGUCGUGGAAUGGUCUCCCAACUUCCAAGCAGUGGCUUCUUCUGUUCGUUUGUUUGGUACUAUUAAUGCAGAAUUCGCCAGUUUUUUUUUUUUUUUUGUUUUGUUUUUUUCCCAUAGAGAACUACUUAGAUUGCAUGUGCAUCCUGAGAAUUUGAUGUUGAAAUUAUAGCAUACUUUUGGGAUAGAGGACAUAUUUUUGGAUUUGAGCUGUUUUUAGUUUACUUUUAGAGUUUUUUUCCUUCUAAUUUUCAGCUUACAUUUUGAAAAUACACUUUCUGAAAGUUG